Guillardia theta CCMP2712 is the source of this 1215-nucleotide messenger RNA. RefSeq lists its product as hypothetical. Lineage: Eukaryota; Cryptophyceae; Pyrenomonadales; Geminigeraceae. The transcript is spliced from 15 exons. The record is from RefSeq and is a predicted model, not a curated record. Bases 1 to 1215 code for a protein of 404 amino acids.
AUGCGCCAUGGUAGCUGGGCCGUGUGCUUGGCGAUGGCGGCGCAGAUGUGGCUGACGAGGAUGGAGAGAGUGGGAGCCGAUGCAGGGAUUGGAGUCUCAGCCAUCAAGACGGCAAAGGACCUCGACGAGCUCGAGAGAGCGACAGACAGCUUGCUGGUUGCCUUCUUGUCAUCACAGUGCGAACGCAGCAGGCAACUGAUACCCAACCUCAAAUGGGCGGCCAAUCAGCUUGCACAGGAAGGACUGACGCAACUUCACCUCUCCAUGGUGAUCCUGGAGGAGAUGAGCCCCGAAGAUCGCAGGAGUCUCGAGGACAAGUACGGGGCCACAGAUCUCCCUGCUGUCAAGUGGGUCCACAAGGGAGAGAUCCUUUCUUAUGACGGUCAGACUUCUGCCAACGGGAUCCACAAGUGGGUCAGGGACACCAUCGCGAGCUUCGAAUUCCCGGAUAGAAUGAGGCAUUGUGACGCCUGUCGACGGAGUUUAGAGGCGAUGCAUCAUGACUGGGGCCCCCUCGUCUCCCGGCUGGCUGCUGCCGGAAUCAUCAGUCCGGGAGGGACUGCAAGUCUUUCGAGUGAAAAUGCAGAGUCAUCCAACGCAAUGAUGAAGAUUUGUUCCUCCUCGUACAUGAACGCUCUUAGCAACAUCUCCCGUGCUGAUUGUGCGAGAGUGUGGCACGGUCACAAGAUCGUCUCACGGCACUUCAGCCUGUUCGCUUCUUGGUGCAAGAGAUCCAGCGAUCAGAGUCGGGACCUUUCGAUCAAAGAGAUUCAGGACUGCGCUAAUCAGUGGUCCUCCAAGGUGCCGAAUGGACGGCUGGGACUACACGAGAAGAUCAUGGGCUUCUGCUCAGACGAGCCGGGCUCUGUUAUGAAAGUAUGCGGCUUUGAGAGAACUGGGUGGCAGGCCAAGAAGAGGCUGGCCAGGAGCGAGCAGUACCAUCCGACAGUAUGUGAAGCUUGCGAGGGGAUCGUUGAUGAUAUGGCCUUCGUCCUCCGCACCUCCAGUUUGGGUCAAGCUCCUGCUGCUGCCUUGAGGAAGCGUUCGCUGGACCUCUCAGAGCUGCUCGAGCCACUCUGCACUGACAGCUACAACCGGCAUGAGGGCGAUGCGACUGAGGGUCCAGCUCGAGACUUCCACGAGGAAUGCGCAUUCCUGUUUGACAACUAUGAAGACGAGGUCUCUCCAGCUCCUCCUCCAGCUGCUCCUCCUUGA